CCUUCUUACUUCUCCUAUAUUGGAAGUAGAAAUUAAAACUGCUGUCUUCAAGGGCUCUUCUAAUUCCUCCCCGAGGCUAGAUGGAUUCAAUUAUUAUUUUUACAAAUCUGCUUGGCACAUUAUUGGUCAGCACGUCUGUAAGGCCAUCAGAUACUUCUUUCUCAAGGGGCAUAUUCCUAGUGGGGUAAAAGCUACAACUCUAGCUAUUAUUCCUAAACACAGAAAUGCAACUUCUAUUACUGAUUACAUGCCUAUUUCUUUAUGCAACACUAUUUACAAAAUCAUUGCUAAAGUUAUUGCUUGUAGGCUUAAUCCUAUUAUGCCUUUUAUUAUUAAAGACACGCAAGCGGGGUUUGUGAAAUUUAGAGUCUCCACUGAUAGCAUUCUACUUGCUAAUGAUAUCCUCUCUUUGGUCAAUAAGAGAGGGGCCG
Messenger RNA from Dendrobium catenatum, 431 nucleotides. RefSeq lists its product as uncharacterized. The annotation marks the transcript as partial. The record is from RefSeq and is a predicted model, not a curated record. NCBI's taxonomy places the organism in Eukaryota, Viridiplantae, Streptophyta, Magnoliopsida, Asparagales, Orchidaceae. The transcript has a single exon.